AUGAAGUUCAACACCAUCGUCCUCAGCCUUGGUGCUUUCUGCACCAUCUCCCUCGCUGCCCCUAUCGACGUCAAGGUAAGGCUUUCCUUCUCUAAACUUCCAGCAAGAAGAAUGCUGACCGUGUGCUGUUCUUUUUCUCGUAGCCCGGUACUACUGGUGUGGCAGUCGCCAAGCCUGGCAACAACGGCGUGA
Molecule: messenger RNA, 192 nt
Organism: Ramularia collo-cygni
Lineage: Eukaryota; Fungi; Ascomycota; Dothideomycetes; Mycosphaerellales; Mycosphaerellaceae
Exons: 1
Coding region: 1-192 (63 amino acids)
Source: RefSeq, a predicted model, not a curated record